Messenger RNA from Laccaria bicolor S238N-H82, 849 nucleotides. RefSeq lists its product as uncharacterized. Bases 1 to 849 code for a protein of 282 amino acids. The record is from RefSeq and is a predicted model, not a curated record. The transcript is spliced from 11 exons. NCBI's taxonomy places the organism in Eukaryota, Fungi, Basidiomycota, Agaricomycetes, Agaricales, Hydnangiaceae.
AUGAUCCAAGUGUGUACUGGUGGAUGGAAUGUUCCGACUUUCGGCACCACAACCUCCCACACCCCCAUAGAAAGAGAAUUGACCUCCUGCGAAAGAAAUGGCUAUAGGCGCUGGGAAGGAUCUUUCUCAUUCGUCGGAUGCGUCUUCACCUGGUUUUUGUCCGGAUCAUUAAUGGUACAAACCUACGACUAUUUCGGCGCUUACGAUAUCAAAGGCGACGCUCUUUUUAUAAAGUCUAUCGAUACGAUCAAUGUCUGUCACUUCUAUCGCUUGGAAAGGGCUUGUGACUGGAUGGGGAGAGUCAACCGCUUUCUCGGGCUCUUCGGUAUUUCAAGCCAUGAGUAUUCCCCUCACGGGGUUAGAUUAGGCUUGCCAUUCAGAGUCUUGCAUAGUGCAAGUUUUCUUCGCCUGCUGGCCUUGAUGCAAUUUGUGGCUUCCAUUGUCCGUGGCGUACUGGUCUGGCUCUCAGGAACCUUUGUUUGCGACUUCUUCAUUGUGGCAACUAUGACUACACUGCUUGUACGGGCAAAGCUAGAGUCCUCACUUAAGUCCACCCAACGGCUGCUUGAUCGUCUUAUUAUCAUCGCCCUUGAGACCGCUGCCGUUACUCUCGUCGUGGCUCUCGUUCAACUAAUAUUCUACGUAAAAUUUCCGACGAAUGGCCGUCAACAAGUUUCGGUGAUGUAUAUACUCGGGGGACUCUAUUCCAACGCAUUGCUUGCCGUUUUGAACGGGAGAAAACGUUCUCGGGGUCGAUUGGCAGAACCCACACUCAGUAUUCACUUUGAACAGAAAACUACUCUUCCCGGCAGCCUAUCUGGAUCACACAACGAGGGAUCGGAAGUUUGA